AUGCCUAUCCGAAUUGUGAUGGAGCUUUUUCAAGGAUCACUUACUGAUCUCAUAAAAGUAGCCAGUGAUUCAAAGGGCGAACCUAGCUAUCUAUCAUUUCGAGAGAAGAUCGACAUAGCUACAGAUACCACAGCUGCCAUUAUGUACAUGCAUCGUCUCCGUCUUCAAUUUUAUGUUCAUGGUAAUAUUCGUAGUGCCAAUGUGAUGAUCACUUCUAAUAUGGGUGCUCUUGGUGCAAGUCACAUGGUCAAUAGCAUCGCUUCUCUGAGUGCACUGGAUGCUAACUAUUGUGCACCUGAGAGAGUGGGUCGUAGUGAUGGUGGCUCAGCUUACAGCACACGCGAGGCUGAUGUCUACAGUUUAGGGGUGACUCUGACCGAGUUGUUUACUGGUUUGCAACCAAUUUCUUCAGAGAGGCAGUGUCAAAUAAAACGGGUUGAACAUCAUGGUCUGCAGGAUCUGUGUUUCAAAAUGACAUGUAAUGAAUCAUGUCAACGACCAACAGCUGAGGAAACUUUUCACAAUGUGAAAGACCAAAAAUCAACAGCAAUAUACCGAUCAACUGAACGAAGAAGAACCGUUAGAGGACAUUUGGAAGGUGAGAGCAUGAAACUGGGUUGA
Corticium candelabrum is the source of this 621-nucleotide messenger RNA. RefSeq lists its product as uncharacterized. Bases 1 to 621 code for a protein of 206 amino acids. The transcript has a single exon. Gene Ontology annotation, molecular function: ATP binding; protein serine/threonine kinase activity. Gene Ontology annotation, biological process: protein phosphorylation. The record is from RefSeq and is a predicted model, not a curated record. Lineage: Eukaryota; Metazoa; Porifera; Homoscleromorpha; Homosclerophorida; Plakinidae.